This is a messenger RNA of Tupaia belangeri chinensis (Chinese tree shrew), 3594 nucleotides long. It is a transcript of the gene CFAP251, whose product is annotated as cilia and flagella associated protein 251. NCBI's taxonomy places the organism in Eukaryota, Metazoa, Chordata, Mammalia, Scandentia, Tupaiidae. The coding region runs from base 16 to 3453 and encodes 1145 amino acids. The record is from RefSeq and is a predicted model, not a curated record. Gene Ontology annotation, molecular function: protein binding. The transcript has 22 exons. Gene Ontology annotation, cellular component: sperm flagellum.
ACUGUACAGAGAAGAAUGGCAGAUGCAGAAGAGGACUCUCUGGGAAAAAGAGAAGAAAAUGGAGAAAGGGAAAUGGCUGAAGAAGGGGAGGAAGAGGAAGAAGAAUACACUCCAGAUUAUAAAGAAGUGGAAAAUGCGCAGCAGAAACCAGAGGGUGACACGUUAGCAGGAAGGGAAGGGAGGGGAGAGGAAGGGAAGGGAGGGGAGGAGGAGGAAGGGGAGAGAGGGGAGGAGGAGGAAGAGACAGUCCUGGAAGAGAUGGAGGCAGGGGCUGCGGGAGUGCGGAGAGAAACCCCAGCAGAGCCCCAUGAAACCACCCGGUCCAUCGGUCUGGAGGAACCCGUCCGUGCUUCCCAGUCGGCCACACCAGGAGCCUUCCCUCCUCUCCGGAGGGGCAGCGCGUCACAGCAGUCGCUGCAGUCAGAGGGAUCCCGAGGAACCGAGCUCUCGGGAAGCCUGAGCUCCCGACAGGACCUGGACUCGGACCGCGGCAGCGGCAGCGAGGACAACCAGGGCAGCUCCUCCCAAAGGCCGUCCUCCGGAGGGCUCCUGGGGACCCGCCAGCUGUCCCACAGUGCUGGCGAGGCGGGGCGAGGACCAGAAAGUGGAGAGAGGGUUUCCUGCUUCCUCGAUGACGGGGGGAGAGCGCCCCACGCCAGGGCAGAGGCCUCGGGCGAGUCGUUGGUGUCCAGCAGCACCGGAGACGUCUUGUUCCAGAAGGACGUCAGCACCAGUGUGUACCCUCUGACCAUGACCUGGUCGUUUGGGUGGAACAGCACUCUUCCCGUGUUCUACAUUCGCGAUGAGAACCAGAGAGUCCUCCUGUACGUGUGCGCUCACACCGCUGUCAUCUACAACGUUUUCCAGAACACUCAGCACCACCUCCAGGGCCACCCGAACGUCAUCUCCUGCCUCUGCCUCAGUGAAGACAGGCGGUGGAUCGCCACCGCGGACAAAGGGCCGGACUGCCUGAUAAUCAUCUGGGACUCCUUCACAGGGAUCCCUGUGCACACGAUCUUCGACAGCUGCCCGGAGGGAAACGGCAUUGGGGCAAUUGCCAUCACCCGCGAUGCCAAGUUCCUGGCCACCAUCUCAGAUGCCGAAGUCCAGAAGGUGUGCAUCUGGAAGUGGACGCUAGCAGCAGAAACGCCAGCGUGCACGCUCGAACUCCCCACAGAGUAUGGCGUCCAGCACUACAUUAUGUUUAAUCCAACCAAUAAUAAAGAACUGGUGAGCAAUAGCAAGACGCAGGCCAUCUAUUACUCCUGGUAUGAAGAGAAAGAUAUACUUGCUCACAGUGCCCCGCUUUUAACAGAAAAAACAUUCAACAAGCUCGUGGGGAAAUUCAGCCAGUCCGUCUUUCACUUGAAUUUAACACAAAUCCUCUCGGCGACCAUGGAAGGGAAGCUGGUCGUCUGGGACAUACACCGGCCGCCGCCGUCUUCCGCCACCUUUGUGGGCUUCCCCUACAUCAAGCCUUGUAAACUGGUCCAUUUGCAGAAAGAGGGUAUCACCGUGCUCACUGCAGUCGACGGCUACAUCGUCACAGGUGACGUUAGGGGUAACAUCAAGUUCUACGACCGCACCCUGUCCAUCGUUAACUGGUACAGCCACUUCAAGCUGAGCUCCAUACGAACACUGUCCUUUUCAAAGAGCCCGGCAGCUCCUACUGAGAAAUCCAGCUUCCCUCCAGACUGCACUCUGAAAGGGGACGCAUUCGUUGUAAGGAACUUCAUCAUUGGAACCGCCGACGCCACGGUGUACCACUUAACCACAGAUGGGACCAGACUCGAGAAGCUGUUCGUGGAGCCCAAGGAUGCCAUCUGCGCCAUCUCCUGCCACCCGUACCAGCCCCUGAUUGCCAUUGGGAGCGUCUGUGGGAUGAUCAAAGUGUGGAAUUACGAGGAGAAAAGAUACCUCUUCAGCAGGGUCUUCGAGAAAGGGCUUGGAGUCCAGAGUCUGACCUACAACCCGGAAGGAGCCCUCCUUGGUGCUGGCUUCACCGAGGGGACGGUUUGCAUCCUGGACGCCAUGUCUUUAGAAAACCAAAGCCCAAAGCCUUUCAAGUACUCCAGAACCAGCGUGACGCACAUAAGCUUCUCCCAUGACUCGCAGUACAUGGCCACAGCCGAUGUCAGCUUCACCGUAGCUGUCUACAUGGUGUUUGUCCGGAAGGGAACCAGGGUCUGGGAGUACCUGGCGAGACUCCGCUCGCACCGCAAGAGCAUCCGGAGCCUCCUGUUUGGGGUCCACCUGGACAGCAAUGAGCCCAGACUGCUGAGCCUCGGCAGGGACAGGCUGUUGAUCGAGUACAACCUUCGCAAGAGCUACAGAGACCACCUGGAGGUCCUGGACAUCCACUGGACCGACCAGGGCAACUACCCCACCUGGAUGGUCUGGUACCCCCCGCUCACCAAGGAGCUCUUCCUGCUCAUCUGCAACAGCGGCUACAAGGUGAAGCUGUUUAACUCCACCACCAAGAUGUGCAGAAAGACGCUUCUCGGACCCACCUAUGGUUCUCCUAUCGAGCAGGCCCUCGUCCUCCCGGCGAGGACCACCGCGGACCUGCAGAAGCGCUACUUGGUGUUCAUUAACCGAGACAAGGUUGGACUUCAGAUCCUGCCAGUCGAUGGCAACCCGCACAAGACAGCCGCUAUCGUGUGCCACCCGAGCGGGGUGGCAGGAAUGGCCCUUUCCUAUGACGGCUGCUACGUCUUCACGGCGGGAGGCCUCGACCGCUCCGUGGUGCAGUGGAAGAUCAAUGUGAGCGCCCUGGAGGCAGCCGUCUCUCUCGGGGGUGAGGACUUGACCCCGUUCUAUGGCCUGGUGUCUGGCGGCAGGGAAGGAAAGUUCUACAGGGAGCUGGAAGACUAUUUCUACUACUCCCAACUCCGCAGUCAAGGCCUGAGUACCAUGGAGGCCAGGAGGGUGUCGGAGCACAUAUGCCUGUCGGAGCUGCCCUUCGUCAUGAGAGCCAUCGGCUUUUACCCGUCCGAGGAGAAGAUUGACGACAUGUUUAACGAAAUCAAGUUCAGCGAGUAUGUGGACACCGGGAAUCUGAUCGACAAGAUCAACCUGGCAGACUUCCUCAAAGUGUACGUCAAUCACCGGCCGCCCUUCGGUAACACCAUGAAAGGCAUCUACCGGAGCUUCGACGUCCUGGGGUUCACCAACUCCAAAGGAGAAAAGGCCAUCCGAAGAGAGGACUUCCUGAGGCUGCUCCUCACCAAAGGUGAGCUCAUGACCGAGGAGGAGAUGACCGACUGCUUCGCCACGCUGUUCGGCCUGAACCCCGAGGGCUGGAAGUCCGAGCCUACCACCGCCUCUGUCAAAGGUUUAGAACUUUGCCUCGAAGAAGAACUUCCAGAUGAAAUCACCGCAGAAAUAUUCACCGAAAUUCUCGGCUUAACCAUCGCGGAGGAUUCCGGACAGCAUGGUCAGGGAGGUCCUUAGGAAUGUCCGAGGCUCAAAGGGCCGUGUGUGUGCGCGUGCGUGCGCUUCUGGGCGGCACCCUCUUCCGCACCUCCCAGCCCCACUCUGAUGAGAAUACUCAGACAUUAAAAGCGAAUCUCUGUUAAGCAAUGGGAUUCAGGA